AUGCCACCGCGCGUCAACCUUCGCUCGAGCGCCGUCAAGCGCAUCAUGCAGGAAGCUGCUGAGGCUACCGAUCCCGACACGGACGGCUUCGUCGCUACGCCACUCGAAAGCGACAUCUUCGAGUGGCACUGCACCCUCCGCGGCGUGAAGGGGACGGAAUACGAGGGCGGCCUGUAUCACCUCCGCAUCCUGCUUCCGGCAAGCUAUCCCAUGAGCGCGCCAGACAUUGUCCUGCUCACGCCGAACGGACGUUUCGAGCUCGGCAAGAAGAUCUGUAUUGAUGGCCUAACGAGCUUCCACGCGGGAAGCUGGCAGCCGGCGUGGGGCAUCCGGACGGCUAUUACGGGAUUGCGCGCGUUCUGGACACAGGAGGGCGAGGCGCUCAGCGCUAUCGGUGCACUCGACGUGCCAAAGGAAGAACGGCGGCGGCUCGCCAAGCUCUCACGUGACUGGACAUGCUCGACGUGCGGAGAGCGCAACGCUACACUCCUUCCAGACUCGCCGGAAGGCAGCAAGAUCAUCUCCACUGAGGCGCUGGCCGAGCAGCCCGACUCCAAGAUGAAGGAAGAACCGCCACGCUCAAAAUCACCUGCAUCAGACAUGCACCUGGCUGCUGAAGAUGUCGCCAACGCCGAUCUCUCGCCUAUUAUCCCCUUCGAAGCGAUCGCUCCUGUCGCGGUCUCUCCAGCGGGCCACGCUGCCCACUUCCCUGCGCGGCAGGACACUGACCCGUCCCAGGCCGUCCUCGGCCAGGAGACUCAGUCAGCGACACAGCCUCCACUCAUCCCCGACCCUGCGCCCAUCACCGACGAGACGCCUAUCAUGGCGUCCCACACUCCCUCCAUCCCCACUCCUCUCGACGCUCCCUCUCCUAACUCGGGCGCUACACCAGUUUCCUCGCACCCCACGCGCCUCGGCCCUGUCCCGCUCGCACCGACACCCACUACAGACCCAGUGCUGCGCCGCCGCGGGACAUCUCCACCGCCCCCCGCUCCUGGUGCCCGGCCCUCUGUCGCAGCCCCCACGGCCCCUAGCCCCGCAGCCCCUCCCCCCGCCCCUGUCGCAGCCGGUCACGGUGCUGUUCCUGCACGAUUCACAGUUCCGCCGCCCGCGCCAGCGCGUAGUGCCCCGCUCUGGCUUGACGCGCUCAUCGGCGCUCUUGUCGUGCUGCUCCUGUACCUUCUCACGGGGAGGGCAUAG
Molecule: messenger RNA, 1200 nt
Organism: Cutaneotrichosporon cavernicola
Lineage: Eukaryota; Fungi; Basidiomycota; Tremellomycetes; Trichosporonales; Trichosporonaceae
Exons: 4
Coding region: 1-1200 (399 amino acids)
Source: RefSeq, a predicted model, not a curated record